Molecule: messenger RNA, 859 nt
Organism: Phytomonas sp. Hart1
Lineage: Eukaryota; Euglenozoa; Kinetoplastea; Trypanosomatida; Trypanosomatidae
Source: the annotation of a GenBank genome assembly
CUUUUAGUUUCAUUUUCCUCAUCGCAUCCCGCCUCGCUUAGGGCGUUUGCUUCGUAAGGGCGAGAGACCGGAUUGAGGUCGGCGCCAACUCUCUGAGGGGCCAUUCUUUGCCCAAAUCGCGUCGGGCCCGCAUGCGAUGUCGAAAUUUCGCAACAUUGUCAUCCUCACCGGCGCGGGCAUUUCCUCCGAGUCCGGGCUCGCCACGUUUCGCAAACAAGACGGGCUUUGGUGCAAUCAUCGCAUUGAGGAGGUCGCCACGAUGGCCGCCUUUCUCGCCAACCCCGAACUGGUGCAUCGUUUUUACAACGAGCGCCGGCGGCGAUUGCAGGCGGCGGAGGUAAAGCCGAACGCCGCGCACGACGCCCUCGCGCGGCUCCAGCGGGCGAUGCCCGGGCAGGUCCACCUCAUCACCCAAAACGUCGACAACCUCCACGAGCGCGCCGGCUCCACCCAGGUCCUCCACAUGCAUGGCGAACUGCUCAAGGCGCGAUGUCGAUUGACCGAUACGAUGUACGACAUCUCGGGCGAUAUUCAUCCGGCGAGCGAUCGCUGCGGGUGUUGUCAGGAACUCGGCACCCUGCGGCCCCACAUCGUGUGGUUUGGGGAGAUGCCGCUGUGUAUGGACCAAAUCGAGGCGUGCUUGGCCAAGACGGAGCUUUUUGUCUCGAUCGGGACCUCCGGGCAGGUGUAUCCGGCUGCCGGGUUCGUCACCCGGGCAAGGCUGCGCGGCGCGCAAACUCUGGAAAUCAAUCUCGAGAAGACCAAUGACUACAAUGAGUUCGAACAGACGUUGAUCGGAAAGGCAAGCGAGGUCGUCCCCAAGUGGGUGGAAACCAUGUUGGAUGGAUCUUUCACGUAG